AGAGAACAAGAAGCGGAACAAGAGCAGGAAGGAAGAAGAGGAGCGGACCCAUGUGCCGUCGGUUCUUCUGGGCCAGUGAGCGCGGCCGAAUCUGGCGAGAAAGCCUUAACUAACUCCCAGCAAGUUUGGCAAAGGGCGAGCGAGAAAGCAAGACACAAUGAGUGGGGAGUACUCGCAAACUGGAUACGACCUGCGUCGAUCUCGACCAUUCGGGAAUAUCGCAUGAUUAGAAUCGCUGCGAAUAUGCGACCCUCGGGUCGCUUGCGAGCGAGGAGCGAGGAGCGAGGAGCGAGGAUAAUGGGGGUGACAAAUCACAUCGGGCUAAUUGGCCUUUGUCCAAGAGCGUUUGAACGCUUCGUGCUGAUUCGGCUGGGCCCGCACCAUGAUCAAGAAGAUUCACUUGUAUCCACCACAAACGAGAAUCGUCUUUUGUUUCUUUUUUUCCUGCGAGAGAAUAUUGUUUGGAAGUUGGCGCCUUCACUCUUUCAUUCACUCACUCUUCAUUCAUUCCUCCUUUCCUUCUUUCUUGAACCCCUCACGCAUCUCAUUUGCUUGCUGCUGCUGGUCCUCCUCCCCUUCAUGCAUGCUUCGUGUGUCCUCUUCGCUUCGAAACAUCCCGUGUGUAGGCCAGGGCAUGGAUGGGCUGGGUCGGGCGGGGCGACCUCCCUUACAAUAAGCCCUUGUAUGCAACAGAUGAGAUUUGACCAGAGGUUUUUUAUAAAAAAAAGGAGCAACGAGGACGAAGAGAAGAUCCCUUUCGGAUGCAUACGUGGAACCUGUCCAUAAAUAUUCAAAGCAGAUAGGAAGAGCGGGGAGACGGUGUGCAUAUUCGAAGAUGUCAACUCAACUUGCUGUUUCAAGAUCAAUUGAAUGAUAUAUGAGACUCUAGAAGAUCAAAUCUAAACAAAUUAUAUACAAUCAUAUACAUUUCUUCAUUCAAAGUUAAUUAAAUCAUCUGCA
Marchantia polymorpha subsp. ruderalis is the source of this 960-nucleotide messenger RNA. Lineage: Eukaryota; Viridiplantae; Streptophyta; Marchantiopsida; Marchantiales; Marchantiaceae. The record is from the annotation of a GenBank genome assembly.